AUAAUAAUAUUCAAUUUUUAACAUGAAAUGAAAAUGGAAUCUACAUUCUCAUUUUAAUAGUUGUCACAUUUUCUUGAAAAAGACAAUAAUAAUAAUAAUAAUGGCUGGUAGUAUUGUACCAAAAUCAACUGAUAGAAUUGUUGUUAUUGUCAAAGAUCAGCGUAAACAUAAGCUGUUCUACAAGGUAAAGAAGGACAUUCCCAUAAGGAAGGUCAUGGUUGCAUUUUGCAAGAAAACACAGACUGAUUUUGCUGUCGUGAAUUUCAUACUUAACGGCUAUCGUAUUCACCCCCAUCAAACUCCAACUGAGCUAAAAAUGAAGAACUUGGACGAAAUCGAUGUAAUGGGCAUGAUGCCAGGCGGAGGAGUGAUUUGCCAGUCACAUUUACAGUCGGUUUUAUCAAACACGCUAAAUGCUUUUAGACCUUGACGUAUGCUAAUUACUCUAUGCUUCUAUGAUUACACUACUUCGUUAAUUACUAUCCUGAAACUAAUAAUGUAACCUAGGGUAACCCAUUGAUGACCAAAAUGUCUUGUAAUGAAUAUCUGUUGUUAUUGUUUCAUCA
Erigeron canadensis is the source of this 566-nucleotide messenger RNA. Its product is annotated as small ubiquitin-related modifier 2-like. Bases 101 to 430 code for a protein of 109 amino acids. The transcript has 3 exons. Gene Ontology annotation, molecular function: ubiquitin-like protein ligase binding; protein tag activity. Lineage: Eukaryota; Viridiplantae; Streptophyta; Magnoliopsida; Asterales; Asteraceae. The record is from RefSeq and is a predicted model, not a curated record. Gene Ontology annotation, cellular component: nucleus. Gene Ontology annotation, biological process: protein sumoylation.